AUGGCUACACGAACAUCUUCACGCCACGCUGCUCAGAAGGCCAAGGAAGCCAUUUCAACUUCCGCCGAGCCGACCGGCAAGACUUCCAAGGGAACAAAGCGGAGAGCUUCCGGCGAUGAAGCUCCACAGCCGAAAAAGGAGAAAACGGAGGAUAUAAAGCCAGACGAAUUGAAAAAGGAGGAAGUACCGGGUACAUCGGUAGAUCGUCCAGUGCAGAAGACAGAGGAAGCACCUGUCAAGACAGAAGAACCACCCGAAGGACAAGCAUCGACGGUGAAACCAGUCGAAAGCCAUCCGGAGAAACCGCAAGGAAUUGAGGGAGGUCUUCAUAAGUCCGAGGAGAGGGAAAACUUAAUACCCUCCAACAUCCUCGAAAAAGGCUUCAUCUACUUCUUCUUCCGCCCACGCGUCGAUGUAGACGAGCCUGAAAGUUUCGGCGAUGUCGCCCGGAGCUUCUUUGUCCUCCGUCCAACCGCCCUUGGAGCGGAAUUCGACCACGGCCAAGGCUCCGUCGAAAAAGACGCCUCGUGUCGGUUGAUGAUACUCCCGAAAAAAAAGUUUCCGACCUCUUCCAGAGAACGAGAAAUGGGAUUUGUGGAGAAGGCUGGACAAUCCAUGCAAGCUCUCCAUGAUAAUUUCAUUGCUGGUAAAACAUACCAGACUUCCACUCGAGGUGAACGUCAUACCGAGGCAGCCAGACCCUACGCGGAAGGUGUCUACGCGAUCACCUCCGCACCGCGGGCAUCCCAUCUCGCCUAUAUCCUGACCAUCCCGGCCGAGUUGGGUGAUGUCCAGGAGGACUUCGGCCUGCAAGAACGGGGAAGUUGGAUCGUUCAGUCGAAGAGUCCCAAGUUCCCUGGUCCACCAGUUGGUCAAUUACCAAAGAAUCCAGAAUUCCCUCCAUCGGUACUUGAGAAAUUCGGAGAUCUCCGAUGGGUGCCUCUGCAGCCAGAGUUCCUGGACUAUCCUUAUUCUCAAUUCCUCAUGAUCGGCUCGGCGCAGAAUGACCUUGGCAAGGCUGCGUCUUCUAUGGGUGAUAAACAGCCUAAGGAGGAAGAGCCUGGUCAGGAAUUGGAGAAAAUGGCAGACGAAGACGAGCACCGGGUUGAUUCCCUCCAAGGAGAUGCAACCGUCUAUGAAGACCUGGGCUACCACGCGAAGAAUUACCCCAAAGUGCCCACAACUUGGAACGCGUAA
Messenger RNA from Penicillium psychrosexuale, 1197 nucleotides. RefSeq lists its product as uncharacterized. Bases 1 to 1197 code for a protein of 398 amino acids. The transcript has 3 exons. NCBI's taxonomy places the organism in Eukaryota, Fungi, Ascomycota, Eurotiomycetes, Eurotiales, Aspergillaceae. The record is from RefSeq and is a predicted model, not a curated record.